AGCUUCAAGUGCAGGACCACGGUCAAAGAAAGUCUUAUGAAAUAUAAGUAACUAUGGAUGUUUAAGACAUGGGAUGUUGGUGGGUAAUUUUGGCGGGAACUCUCACGACGUUACUAGCGCAGACAGGCCGUAGUCAGGACGUUACGGGGUCCUCCUUUCAACCUGCACAGGUUGGUUCAACGUGUCAGAUAGUGUACAGUGCACAGCCGUGCCCGCAGAACGUGUGUUCCUGUCCGCCGUGCCCGGCCUGUGUCUGUCAGUGUUAUAAGGAUAACGUCACCGCACCUGUUACACCCCGGCCCACACAGGGGGUGUGUACGCAGGACGGAGCAGACUCAGUAAGUGUUGCUAGAGGAUGUGACGUGUUGUACAAGAGCGGUGUCCGUGCCAACGGUGUGUACACGACAGACCCGGACGGUGGGGGACAGAUAGAGGUGUACUGUGACAUGGAGAGUGACGGGGGAGGGUGGACAGUCAUCCAGAAGAGACAGGACGGAAGUGUGGAUUUCUUCCGUGACUGGGAUGCCUACAAGAGGGGGUUCGGAGAUCCGCGGGAGUUUUGGAUCGGCUUGGAACACAUCCACCGUCUGACCAGGGAUAGACCAACGGACCUCCGUGUAACAGUGGCAGACACUGGAGGCACUGAGAAGUUCGCUCGGUACAGGGGCUUCAAAGUCGAGGACGAAGACACGAACUACACGUUACGGCUGGGCCUGUACCUGGAAGGUUCGGCGGGGGACUCCCUGGAGUACCACCGUGACAUGGCGUUCAGCACCCCGGACAGGGACAACGACAGGUCCGCCUCUAACUGUGCAGAGGAUGGCAAGGGUGCCUGGUGGUUUAAAGACUGCCACACCAGUGAUCUGAACGGCGCGUACCACGGCGGCCCCUCCCAGUCCAUCAACUGGUACAGCUUCUCAGGAGACAACGUUCCUCUGGCGAGAGCAGAGAUGAAGCUUCGGCCCUCCGACUUCUAGAAGACACGUGUCUUAAAGAAGAAGCCAUACUGGAGAACAUUUUCUUAAUAAAUGAUGUCGCGUCCAUUGUGUUGUAACGUUACAUCAACAUGGUAUGGCAUUGUUAUUGUAUUAACGUUAUAUUGUAUUUCUUGUAUACAUAUAACGUUAAGCCUAGGUAUCAUCGUAUACUUUUAUUUUCUAUUAAGGAUGAAAAACAGUGGAUGCUGUUUGAAACGUCUAUUAGAUUAUAUAUCAAUAGUGUUUGAUUAGAAAGUUAUGCUGUGAGAAUCGUCUAAUUUGUUUGAGAAAAAUUUGAUCGACCAACAGCCAUCUUUUCUUUAGUUGUUUGUGUGCAAUUUCAGACCCGAAUCAUGACGUUUUUUUUGUUUUGUUUUUUUGUUACCAAGAACUAGAAAGACAAUGGCUUCUGUCCCAGCUUAGUGAAUGUGGCACUGUAAUUUAAAGAUUAUUUCUGGAUGGUAUUUAUAGUACGGAGCAAAUUAUGUAAAAUAGAGCACGUUGAACUGUAAAAAUAAUGUGAUAACUAAUGUGAUCGAAAUUAAUAAAUUUGCGCUCUCAAUCUCU
This is a messenger RNA of Branchiostoma floridae (Florida lancelet), 1544 nucleotides long. Its product is annotated as ficolin-1-like. The record is from RefSeq and is a predicted model, not a curated record. Lineage: Eukaryota; Metazoa; Chordata; Leptocardii; Amphioxiformes; Branchiostomatidae. The transcript is spliced from 6 exons. The coding region runs from base 69 to 977 and encodes 302 amino acids.